AAGAACGUGUGCGGCUAACCUCUGCUAUGGUCGUAUGAUAGCCGAAGCAAUCACCCCCUCUGAAUCCGGAGCUCGAUAUCGACUCCGAUUACUCUUCAAAUCCCACCUCGGCAAGGGCGCAACAGGCGGAAGCGCAGACGAUUACUACGCUUGCCUGUGGUGCGUGAGUGCGGCUGUGACAGUGCGGGAGAGCGACGCGACUGUCUUCCGGUCAGCGGACGACCUCCUGCAGCAUUUAUCCCGACACCCGCAGCCAUUACCUCAAAUACCUGGGGUGAACGUUUGCUAUGGACCCGAGCCAGAACAGCCCGAUUUUGACCUGCACCUGCCCGACGGCCCUGUGCCCGUACCCAUGCCGGACAACGUCACCCGGUUGGCGACGGCUAUUGCAAUCAAAGACCACUUUCGACGUCAUGGGCGAGGGAAGCUCGAGAAGCCGCCGAGGUAUGAUGGUGAAAUGCUUGAGUUUAUGGAAGGGGCGAGGAUCAUGGGGGUCAUGUUCCCCGAGAAGUGGGAGGGCAAGUGGUGUCUGGGGAGACAUGACGGAAUGUUUGGGGCUUUCCCGUCGAAGGUGAUUGAGCUCCGGGCGCCGCAGGAGAGUGAGGUUCCUGUGCGUGGGGAGAGUGGGAUGAUUGUGACCACGCGGUGGAAGUGGACUCCUCCCAAAUCCGGCGGUGUAGCUUGGGUGGCGUUUGGGAAAGGCGAGGUCAUCACAAAUGUCCAGUGUCUUUAUGCGGAUUACUGGUGCUGGUAUGGGACAAAUAGCAAGGGCAAGACUGGUGCAUUUCCCCAGUCACAUGUCGAUUUGCAGACCCUCAAAGCGCAAGAGUCAACUGCACCGAGACGUCCAAGGCGGGGAUUGUUUUUGUUUGGAAGAUAAUCUCCGCGUCUGAAACAUUAUGGUACUCCUCUUCCUUGCCUCACCCUGUCUGUACCGUGGUGUGUGCAGAUGGGGAACUGGCACUGCUCAUGAUGAAGGGGGCUGAGAAGGUAGUCUGUAUGUCGAUAAUGAGUUGUGAGGGCCACGGGGUGACCAAGCUAGCAAGCUUGAGUCCACAUGCUCAUUCUUCCCAGUCAGCUCGGCUCCUUCACUUCUCUGCUCACCAAACCACAUACCUCAUCACAUCACACAAGCGGGGUUGAACAGACUGCCCAAGAGUAGCUAGGAUGAAAAGUUCGUUUACAGUCGAGGCAGCCUAAGGAGGAAUGGAUGAUUCGGGACCUACAAGGCCGAAUCGGCAGAUGGCCGGGGAGGUGUUAAGAUUUUUAGUGUUGUUGUAAUGGUUAUGGUAGCUACCUGGUUUGUCUGGGGCAGACCAAUCAGCGUAUCCCAGCGUACCCUGUUGCACAUUUGUUGCCAGACUCGUCUCGGUGAGACGGCUUUGAGACCUACAAUAAAGACCUACUAUCGCC
This is a messenger RNA of Podospora bellae-mahoneyi, 1413 nucleotides long. RefSeq lists its product as uncharacterized. NCBI's taxonomy places the organism in Eukaryota, Fungi, Ascomycota, Sordariomycetes, Sordariales, Podosporaceae. The record is from RefSeq and is a predicted model, not a curated record. The transcript is spliced from 2 exons. Gene Ontology annotation, molecular function: protein binding. Bases 35 to 880 code for a protein of 281 amino acids.